Molecule: messenger RNA, 552 nt
Organism: Ascochyta rabiei
Lineage: Eukaryota; Fungi; Ascomycota; Dothideomycetes; Pleosporales; Didymellaceae
Product: ribosome biosynthesis protein nip7
Exons: 2
Coding region: 1-552 (183 amino acids)
Biological process (GO): ribosomal large subunit biogenesis; ribosome assembly
Cellular component (GO): nucleus; preribosome, large subunit precursor; nucleolus
Molecular function (GO): RNA binding
Source: RefSeq, a predicted model, not a curated record
AUGCGGCCCCUCACUGAACCCGAGACCAAAGUGCUCUUCGAGAAGCUCGCCACCUACUGCGGGAAAGGCAUCGCGAACCUGAUCGCCGACCCAGCAGGCGGCAACGACCGCAAUGUCUUCCGCGGCUCAAGAUGCUACUACGUGCGCGAAUCGCUCGCUAACCUCGCCACCUCAGUCGCGCGCGACAACCUGCUCAGCCUGGGCAUCUGUCUGGGAAAAUUCACAAAAACGGGCAAAUUCCGCCUGCACAUCACCGCGCUGUCCGUGAUCGCCCCGCACGCCCGCUACAAGGUCUGGGUCAAAUCCAACGGCGAGAUGCCCUUCCUGUACGGCGGCAACGUCCUCAAGGCCCACGUCGGCCGCUGGAGCGAAGACUGCCCUGAGCACCAGGGUGUUGUGGUUCUGAGCAUGAACGACACCCCCCUGGGCUUUGGCGUCAGCGCGAGGAGUACCGCCGAGGCGAGGAAGCUGGAUCCCACAGGCAUUGUGACGUUCAGGCAGGCGGAUAUUGGGGAGUACUUGCGUGAGGAAGAUACGCUGUUUACGACUUGA